This is a messenger RNA of Pyrus x bretschneideri (Chinese white pear), 1215 nucleotides long. Its product is annotated as protein PYRICULARIA ORYZAE RESISTANCE 21. The record is from RefSeq and is a predicted model, not a curated record. Gene Ontology annotation, molecular function: metal ion binding. Lineage: Eukaryota; Viridiplantae; Streptophyta; Magnoliopsida; Rosales; Rosaceae.
UCAUAAUUCUUCAAUCAAAUAUUCCUCUCUUCUUCUCUUUCCCUUUGCUUUAUAGUUUGUUCCACCAAAUUGUAUAGAUAUAAAAGUUGGUUCAGUGAGGGCAGUCCCAUUCAGUCAUUUUCGUUGAGAGGUUCUGGUUCAGAUCUGAGCCUGCUGAGAGCAGCCUGCUGAGAGCAUCCGCUACUCACUGCAAUGGGGGAAAAGGAAAAGGUUACGAUUAUGGUGCUGAAGGUGGAUCUUGGGUGUCACAAAUGCUAUAAGAAGGUCAAAAUUCUCUGUAAAUUCCCUCAAAUACGAGACCAGAUAUACGACGAGAAGCAAAACCAAGUGGUGAUCAAAGUGGUAUGCUGUAGUCCAGAAAAGAUAAGGGACAAGAUUUGCUGCAAAGGUGGAGGUGCCAUAAAAAGCAUCGAGAUCAAAGAGCCAGAGAAGCCCAAGCCACCGCCGGCUGAGAAACCCAAGGAGCCCGAAAAACCUAAACCGGCUGAAAAACCCAAAGAGCCCGAAAAACCUAAACCGGCUGCGAAACCCAAAGAGCCCGAAAAACCUAAUCCGCCUGAAAAAUCCAAAGAGCUUGAAAAACCCAAAGAGCCCGAAAAACCUAAACCGGCAGAGAAACCCAAAGAGCCCGAAAAACCUAAACCGGUUGAGAAACCCAAGGAACCUGAAAAACCUAAAUCUGCACCGCCACCGGCAGAGCCAGUGAAGCCUGUUGUGCCAGGGUACCCACCGCCUGUCCAAGUAAAUGCGUGUUGUAUGGAUUGUUACCAGGGGCAUCCUGGUGGGCCAUGCUACAGUGGUUAUGGCGGUGGGCCUGCCCCAUACAUACAAUAUGAUGGUUACUAUGGAAGGCCUGUGUAUGACAGUUACGGAGGGGGCAACAGGAGCUAUUGUGUUACCCGCCCUGACUGUUUCAGUGAAGAAAAUCCCUCAGCUUGCACAGUCAUGUAAAUCAUGGAUCAUCUUCUUUGGACCGGGACGUCUUGUUCAAUCUUGGAUUAAUAUUUUAGCAGUCUUUGUUGGUUUAAUAUUUAAUAUUAUAAGAGGGCCAUAUUGUUAAGUGAAUAAUAAAGUUGGUUGAUGAUGUUGGUGAUCAAGUCACAAUCACGUAUAUCUGUUCAUUAUAUAAUUGAUUAUCUAGAGAUAGAAAGACAUCAUGAAGAUGAAGUUGUUGGCUGCUACAAUUUUCAAUGAAAUAAAAGUUUCCAUUUCACA